Chelonus insularis is the source of this 2191-nucleotide messenger RNA. Its product is annotated as dynein assembly factor 4, axonemal-like. The record is from RefSeq and is a predicted model, not a curated record. The transcript has 8 exons. Lineage: Eukaryota; Metazoa; Arthropoda; Insecta; Hymenoptera; Braconidae. Gene Ontology annotation, molecular function: protein binding. Gene Ontology annotation, biological process: inner dynein arm assembly; outer dynein arm assembly; cilium movement. The coding region runs from base 504 to 1991 and encodes 495 amino acids.
UUUUAUGAUACUAAUUUAUUUGUAAUGAUAUAGUAUUUUUUGGUAAAAAUUAGAAUUUUAUUCGGAAAUAUUUUAAAACAAAAAACUCUCAACAACAUUAAAAACAAUUACAUACCACCGAUUCCAAUAAAUAUCUUUGUAAGUUUUUUAUAAUAAUUCAUGAAAACGAUUUCAAUAUUUUCUUUUAUAAUUCAGUACAAGGAAAAAAUGAGCAAAUCUAAACUUAAAAUAUAAAGAAUUAAACUUACAUGGAAAUAAACUGAAUUAAAAAUAUUCUGCAGUAUAUAAUUGUACCCGUACGAAAAAUAUUGUCAUUGUGGAAUACUCUCAAAUCUUUUAAUUAAAAUAACUUCAUACAUUGAAUUUUUUUUGUUGAUUUUUUUCAUGCUCCUAUACUUUAUUCUAUAAUGUUUGAUCGAUAAUACCAACCAAACUGUUUUGUAUCUUUGACAGUUCUUUGAUUCCAGGUCUAUGUAAUUAUUUUGAUAAACUAAUAUUUAAAAAUGCCAGUUAUAAUAAUUAAAGAUUAUACUUGGCGACAAACUGCAGAAAAAAUAAUUAUUACAAUUCCUAUUAGAGGAAAACCAAAGAACGUAGAUGUAUUUGCUAUUGACAAUUAUGUAAAGAUAAGUUUCCACCCAUUUAUGCUUGAGUUAUUUUUAUGGCACAACAUUGUUGAAGAAGAAAGUGAGUUUAUAUUGGCAGAGUCAUCAGCAAUACUGACAUUAAAAAAAGCGGAAGUAAACCAGGAGUGGUCAAAUCUUACUCUUGACAACUUGAGUAAAGACAAAAAACGAGAGUAUCGAUGUCAAGCCCUAGAACGUGCUCAAUUAUCUGCAGAAAGAAGAGCAAAAGCAAAAAAAGAAAAACAGCAGGAGCUACAAAAAGAAGCAGUAAGAGAACAAAUUGCAUUGGACACAGAAAUUAUCAAUAAAAUAAAUACUAUUCGCGAUGAACACAGGAAAGAAGCUAUGGCAGAGCUUGAAGAUUGGAGAAGUAAGGCAGAGAAUCCUAUUCUUAGUAAUGAAAAAGGCAUAAUACAAGAGAACAGGAAGUCUUACAGGGCUCCUCUCAAGUGGUUUAAAUCUGAAGUCUCAGCUGAUAAAAAUAACUUGAUAUCUCAUUCAGAGGCAACUGGUAAUCAAAAUAUUUGCUCUAACAAAAAACCAAAUGAAAUAGCAAAUAUUAGUAAUUCCAAUAGAAUUGAAGAGAAUGAUCAUUUAAUCACCGGGAAAAACAAUUUCUUGGAAUCUUCUGUAACUGAACAAUCAUCGUCUAUUAUUGAGGAGUUAAGUAAUGACAAAAAUAGCGAAGUUACUCAAAAGAAACUGGAUAAAGAUCGACAACGAGGAAAAGAAAUAAUUGAUCGAAUUUUAAGUGGGAAAUAUCCUAUUCACAAGAAAAGCAUCUUCGAAAAUAGUGAUGUAAGCAUUCCAACGCCAAGGCAAUGUGGUAGGAUCAGUAUUACAUUCUCAGAACGGGCAUUUCCAACUCCAGCGAGAGAAAGUUAUCAUUUAGAGGAACAAGAGUGGCUUGAAAAACAAGCUGAAGCUCGAAGAAAGUAUGGGUUUGUUAGUGAAGAUUUAAGAUUUGAAGAACAAGAUCCUCUGUGGCUUAAAGAUAAAGGAGAUGAAUUUUUCAAGGUCGGCAAUUACUUGGCUGCUAUAAAUGCAUAUACUCGAGGAAUCAAGCUAAGUGAGAAGAUGUCAAGUCUUUAUGCAAAUAGAUCAGCAGCGCAAUAUGCUCUAGGGAAUUACCGAAGGUGUGCUGAAGAUUGUUCAGCGGCACUUGAAUUGAUGGUACCAAAGUGUGAGAGCAAUAGAGAAUCACGGGCACGAUGUCAUGCUCGUUUGGGAGCAGCUCUUUGUAAAUUGUCGGCACCACAACAUGGAAUUAUUGAACUCGAAGCAGCCCUUAAAUUAGUUCCAGAUAACGAGACUGUUAAACGAGACUUGGCAGAAGCUAAGCGAUUCUUAGAAAUGAUGGAUUGAUAGUGGGUUGAAUUAAAUCAAUAUAAAACUGAUUAGAAUUACUUCAGAAGAAUAUCACAGAAAAUAUUUCUCGAUCUUUAUCGACACAAGCACAUUUGAGAUGUUCUACUGCAUGAAUGAUUUCAUGAUGUCGGUCUCGUUGCUGAUCAAUGCGAUGUUUUACCAUGAAGACUAAACUAACGUUCCUGGUUUGAAUUGGU